Aspergillus ruber CBS 135680 is the source of this 677-nucleotide messenger RNA. RefSeq names its product proteasome assembly chaperone 4 family protein. The record is from RefSeq and is a predicted model, not a curated record. The coding region runs from base 56 to 472 and encodes 138 amino acids. Gene Ontology annotation, biological process: proteasome assembly. Lineage: Eukaryota; Fungi; Ascomycota; Eurotiomycetes; Eurotiales; Aspergillaceae. The transcript is spliced from 4 exons.
GUCCAUUGUUCGCGACAUUCUUUACCACUACUUUUAGCAAAGAAGAUAUUCCAUAAUGGCAACACAAGUUGAGCCAGUUCCCCCUCAAAUUCAACCAAAAGAACUCUCAUUCUCUCUACCUAAAGCCCUCCACACAACAGCUCAUGUUCACCUUACAGCGCUAGAGACCUGCGCAAUGGUCUUCAUAACAACAUCAACACCCGGAGAUAACACGGGGUCAGCAAAACCAAUGGGCAGUUUCGUCUAUGCUAUGCCAGACCGCAUCAACUCGAAAUCCGUUCUAAGCACUACGCUCUACACCUCAUCCAGCAUCGAGUUUACUACUCGAAUCGCCAAGAUCCUGGCACGACGCAUGGAACGCCCGGUUUAUGUGGGAUGUAGCUUGGAUCCGGGGGCGUUGGGAUUGAUGGUAGAAGAGGAGAUGGAGGGAUUGGGGAGGAUUGUGGACGUGGUGAUGGAACAAUCGAAGUGAUGAAUUUGCAUAUUUCAAUGGAGUUAAGGUACCUUGCUUGGGAUUGAAUACAUCCAAAAUUUUCGUUAAGCCAUUUUAUGGAUCUGAAGACAACACUCGUAAUCAUCACAGUUGGUUUCAGUCGAUAUUGUGUUCCCCCGCUAGGGAAAAACAAAAAAAAAAAAAAAGAAAGAAAGAAAGAAAAGCUGGUCCAAACGAUAUUUAU